Emiliania huxleyi CCMP1516 is the source of this 2772-nucleotide messenger RNA. It is a transcript of the gene POLAI, whose product is annotated as PolI-like DNA polymerase. The record is from RefSeq and is a predicted model, not a curated record. Bases 1 to 2772 code for a protein of 923 amino acids. Gene Ontology annotation, biological process: double-strand break repair; DNA-templated DNA replication. Gene Ontology annotation, molecular function: 3'-5' exonuclease activity; DNA-directed DNA polymerase activity; DNA binding. The transcript has 6 exons. Lineage: Eukaryota; Haptophyta; Isochrysidales; Noelaerhabdaceae.
AUGGCGAGCCGGGGCCUCGUGUUGCGAGCGACCUCCCUCCUCUUGUGCUUGCUGAUGACUCCUGGACUCGCUUGGCGCGGCCUAGCUCUCGUCGGGCGAGCCGCGCGGCCGCGCACUUCGCGGCUGGCGGCGAGCGCGCGCCGCACGUGGGCGAUAGCCGAGGACGGCAGGUGGCUCUCCAGCGCCGCGGCCACGGCGAGGGGUGCGAACGACGUCGGGUGGAGCGGGCUAUCGCGCGAGGCACGCGCCUCCAGUGACGCCUCCAGCGUGACUGACGGCGCUGGUGCUCGCCUCGCCGCAGCCGCACGCGAGACUGCCGCCGCCGCCGCCUCGCCGGCGGCUGAGGCGGCUCGUGCUCGUCCGGUGGGCGACUUCACGCCGGGGUUCCACGACCAGGAGGAGGUCGGCGUGCACGAGGUGAGCGACGCCGCCGAGGCGCGCCGCGUCGCCGCCCUCCUGUGUGCUCGCGACGAGCUGAUCCACGCCUGCGACACCGAGGUGGCGGACCUCGACCUCGGCCGCUCGCCGCUCGGGCAGGGGAGGGUGCUCUGCAUCACCGUCUACUCGGGGCCCGACCUGGACGUCGGCUCGGGGCCCGGGAAGGCCCUCUUCGUCGACACGACCGAGCCGGGCGUGCUCGAGGCCUUCAAGCCCUGGCUUGAGCGUGAGUCUGCGCUCAAGGUCUGGCACAACUAUGGCUUUGACAGGCACGUGCUGUACAACCACGGCGUCGACGUCGUCGGCUUCGGAGGCGACACGAUGCACAUGGCGCGGCUGUGGGACGCGUCCCGCCUCGCGGGCUACUCGCUCGCCGCGCUGACCGAAGAGCUGGUCGGCCGGGCAAAGGUGUCGAUGAAGGAGAUCUUCGGCGAGCCAAAGCUGCGCAAGGACGGCACGCCGGGCAAGAUCAUCGAGCUGCCGCCGCUCGACUCGCUGCAGGCGUCGCCGCUGACGCGGCCGGACUGGCCCCCAGAUCUCCCCAGAUCUCCCCAGAUCUCCCCAGAUCUCCCCAUAUGCGAGCUGCUCACCGACAUGGAGCGCGCCGGAGUGAUGGUGGACGUGCGGUCCAAGCUGCCGCUGGCGCAGACGCGCGCCCAGGCCGACCGCGACGCGGCGGAGCUGACGUUUCGCAAGUGGGCGGCGAGGUACACUGAGGCAGCGUGGUACAUGAACGUCGGCUCGGGCACGCAGGUGCAGACCCUGCUCUUCGGCGGCGCGACAAGGCGAAAUUCGGCCGAGGAGCUCCACGUGGCGAGGCUGCGCGCGACCGGCCACGCGCACGGUGCGGAGGCGGGCGCGGCGGCGAGGGAGGCGGCGGCGAGGGAGGCGGCGGCGGGGGCAACGGCGGGGCUUGCGGCGGCGGCGGGGGUGGGGCGGGCGGCGGAGGAGGAGGCGGUGCGUGCGGCGGGCGGCGGCGGCGGUGCGGCGCUGACUGGGGAGCGGCUGGGCAAGCUUAAGGUGUCCGAGCUCAAGGAGGAGCUCGACGCGCGCGGCGUCUCUCGCAAGGGGCUCCGGCUCAAGGCGGACUUGCGGCAGAGGCUCAGCGAGGCGGUGUCGACCAGCGAGGCGGUGGGACCGCGCCCGUCGACGCCGGCAGCGGAGACCACUUCUCCCGCGGCCGCGCCCGCCGCGCCGGUUGCGGCGGCGGCGGCGCCGACGGCUGCGGCGGCGCCGACGGCUGCGGCGGCGCGCGAGGCGGCGGCGGCAGCGACGGCGGCGGUGGUGGAGGCUGGAGGCGUGUCCUUGGAGGGCGUCAUCGUGGACAGCGGCCGGAAGGAGGCGCUCUGCCAGAUGGGCGCCAUCGACACGAUGCUCUCCAACUUCAUCCUUCCGCUGCAAGACUUGGCCGACGGCACGUCGCGCAUCCACUGCUCGCUCAACCUCAACACCGAGACCGGCCGCCUGUCGAGCCGCACCCCCAACCUGCAGAACCAGCCUGCGCUCGAGAAAGACAAGUACCUCAUCCGAGACGCCUUCGUCGCCGCCCCCGGCAAGGCCCUCGUCGUCGCAGACUACGGCCAGCUCGAGCUGCGGCUGCUCGCACACAUGACGGCGUGCACCUCGAUGGUCGAGGCCUUCAAGCUCGGGGGCGACUUCCACUCGCGCACCGCGAUGGGGAUGUUCGACCACGUUCGCCGCGCCGUGGAGGACGGCACCUGCCUGCUCGACUGGGACUACUCGCAGGGCGAGCCUCCCGCGCCGCUGCUCAAGGACCUCUUUGGGUCGGAGCGGAGGCGCGCGAAGACGCUCAACUUCUCGAUCGCGUACGGCAAGACGGCGCACGGCUUGUCCAAGGACUGGGGCGUCUCGAUCGACGAGGCGAAGGAGAUGCUGCGCGCCUGGUACGCGGACCGGCCCGAGGUGCUGCAGUGGCAGAAGGACACCAUCGCGUCGGCGCGAGCGACGGGCGCCACGCGCACCCUCCUCGGCCGCUACCGCACGCUGCCCGGCAUCCAGGGGCGGAACGGCGCCGUGCGCGCGCACAUGGAGCGAGCCGCGAUCAACACGCCCAUCCAGGGCGGCGCGGCGGACAUCAUGACGCUCGCAAUGAUCAAGCUGCAGCGGUCCGAGAAGCUGCGCGAGAUGGGCUUCCGCAACCUGCUGCAGGUGCACGACGAGGUGAUGUUCGAGGGGCCGGCGGAGCUCGCGGACGAGGCGCGCGCCGAGGUGGUGGCGUGCAUGGAGCGGCCCUUCGACGAGAACUUGCCUUCGCUGCUCGUCGAUCUGGUCGUUGACGCAAACACAGCCUCCACGUGGUACGAGGCCAAGUGA